This is a messenger RNA of Anarrhichthys ocellatus (wolf-eel), 2185 nucleotides long. RefSeq names its product twinfilin actin binding protein 2 (gene twf2). Gene Ontology annotation, biological process: actin filament depolymerization; regulation of lamellipodium assembly; positive regulation of neuron projection development. Gene Ontology annotation, cellular component: cytoplasm; actin filament; myofibril. Bases 201 to 1259 code for a protein of 352 amino acids. The record is from RefSeq and is a predicted model, not a curated record. Gene Ontology annotation, molecular function: actin monomer binding; actin filament binding. NCBI's taxonomy places the organism in Eukaryota, Metazoa, Chordata, Actinopteri, Perciformes, Anarhichadidae. The transcript is spliced from 10 exons.
UCGAUGACUGACGACAACACAAUGCAGGCGAAGCUUCUGUUGGAGGCCAAAGCUCCUCUGGUUGGACUUUGGUGUCUCUUGACUGGACUGAAUAUUUGGGCCUAGUGCGGUGGAGCUCCUGUCCUGUCUGUUUCGUCGUCUUCUGUCUUUUGACGAGCCUGCUGCAGUGCUUGGCGGGAGGAAGAGACUGCUGACCCGCCAUGUUUCUCGCACUAGUGGUGACGCAGGAGCUGAGGGACCUCCUGGCCAGGGCAAGAGGUGGAGCGGUGCGCCUCAUCAAGGUGCGCAUCCAAGACGAGCAGCUGGUGCUGGGGGCCUAUAGAGAGCCAGAAAAGAGCUGGGACCAGGAUUAUGAUCACUUCCUGCUUCCUCUCCUGGACGACCAGGAGCCCUGCUACAUCCUUUACCGCCUCGACUCCCAGAAUGCACAGGGCUACGAGUGGAUCUUCAUAUCGUGGUCUCCUGAUCAGUCUCCGGUAAAACAAAAGAUGUUGUAUGCAGCCACCCGGGCCACAGUGAAGAAAGAGUUUGGCGGUGGCCAUUUGAAGUACGAGAUGUUCGGCACAGCUGAGGAGGACAUCUGUUUGCUGGGCUACGAGCAUCAUGUGUCAUCCUGCUCAGGUCCUGCCCCGCUCACGUUAGCCGAGCAGGAGCUCCAGAGGAUCAAAAUCUCAGAGGGCCGAGUUAAACAGGUGACGACAGAGAUCAGCGUGGAGAGUAAGCACCAGACACUUCAGAGCCUCGCUUUCCCACUGCAGGAAACAGCCAAAAGAGCCCUGCAGCAACUUGCCCAGAAACGCAUCAACUACAUACAACUGAGGUUGGAUGUAGAGAAGGAGACCAUCGAGCUGGUCCACUCCAACCCGACAGACACUCGUGAUUUGCCCCGCAGAGUUCCCACAGACACUCCUAGAUACCACUUCUUCCUUUACAAGCACUCGCAUGAAGGAGACUACCUGGAAUCUGUCGUGUUCAUAUACUCCAUGCCUGGAUACAGCUGUAGCAUUAAGGAGCGGAUGUUGUAUUCCAGCUGCAAGAGUCGACUACUGGAGGAUGUGGAGAAAGAUUACUAUUUGGAAAUUGCUAAAAAGUUGGAGAUUGAUAACGGAGAUGAACUGACAGAUGAGUUUCUGUAUGACGAGGUCCAUCCCAAGCAGCAUGCUCACAAACAGGCCUUCGCUAAGCCCCGCGGCCCAGCAGGAAAAAGGGGACAUAAGCGCCUCAUUAAAGGGACAGGAGCGACCCUACAGGACAGCUAGAGGGGGACACAUCGCUCCCAGAGUCGAGUCUGCAGUUCCAGCCCUCCCUAUUUCCCCAGACCCACUAACACCUCGUCAGGCACAGAGCAACGAGCACAGUGACGGGUGUCUUCUGUUGUUUGUGUACUGAAACCCUUGUGCUGUAUAACUAAUGUGUUUUUGAUGGAAAAUAUGCUGAUAAAUUAUCUGACUCUCCCACAGACAAAUCAAGUCUUACAUACAAACAUUUAUAUAUAUAUAUAUAUACAUACAACAUUUUAUUGAUAACUUCCUCAAUUAAAAAACAAAAAAGAGUCGGGCUGGAGGACUGGCAGAUGGCGUUGUUAUUGUGAAGCUAAUUUGUUUCUUCCAUACUUAUAAAAAAAUAGGUCUGCAGUUUACAAUAUAAUAGAUGUGUAAUGAAUUGUACAUGCUUAGUCAGACGUUUCAGUCCUCAUGUCUGGCCUUCAAUACAAGUUUUGUGUUUGUAAGGCAAUAUGAAAGGAAAUUCCAAAUAAAUUCUGUUUACACUGUGGUAUUAGACGUUCUUGGUCGAGAUUUGUGUGUUUUUAUCAAGCAUGCAAUGUUUAAUGCAUGGAAAUACUUCAUGUUACAUGUCUGUAAAUGUGCUACAUGGUUAGGGGGAACUUAUUUAGUGUUGUUGGCCUGUUAUGUUGAGAUAAACAUGGGGUAAUAAUUAAAUUGUGGUUUUAAACUAGACCAACAUACAUUCAGGCAUCCACACGACAACCGCCUCUUGUCACGGCAGUGAGGUUGCAGUGUUUGAAAGACUGCACUGUGUUGAUUUAACUGCAUGGAAAUCAAUUCAGCAGGAGUUCUGGCAACUGUAGCAUCAGGCUACAGAGCAAGUACACGUGCAAUCAACAAACAACAAAUCAAGACUCUUAGUUCACUUCCCAUAACUGGUAACAGCUCUCUGCAGAACC